AUGGCUCACAAGAUUCUCGCCACCUUCGCCGUUCUCCUGUUCGCCAUCGCGGCGGCGCAGGCGGCGUCCGUCGGUGCCUCGGAGGAGGCCUCCGCCCCCGCGGCGGACCCCGCGACGGACCCCACGGCGGAGUCCUCGGCGGACCCCGCAGCGGACCCCGCGGCAGGCCCCGCAGCAGACCCCGCAGCAGACCCCGCAGCAGACCCCGCGGCGGACCCCACGGCGGAGUCCUCGGCGGCCGUGGCGGCGCCCGCUCAGCAGGACGAGCAGGUGGACGCGUCGGCCAGCGCGCAGGCGGGCCUGGACGCGGCGCAGCAGGGCGUGCAGGUGGCGCAGCAGGCCGCGGAGGCCGGCCAGGCGCUGGCGCAGCUGGGCGCGCAGGCGGCCUUGGAGGGCGCGCAGCAGGGCGCGGAGGCCGCGCAGCAGGCCGCCCAGGUUGUGCAGGCGUUCGCCGGCACGGGGCUGCAGCUGGGGCUGGCGGCCGCGCAGCAAGGGCUGGAGGCCGCGCAGCAGGCGGCGGAGGUGGGCCAGCAGUUCGCGCAGGCGGGCGCGCAGGCCGCCCUGGUCGCGCAGGCGGGCGUGCAGGCCGGCCUGGACGCCGCGCAGCAGGGCGUGCAGGUGGCGCAGCAGGCCGCGCAGGUGGCGCAGCAAUUCGCGCAGGAGGGCGCGCAGGUCGGGCAGGAGAUCGCGCAGUCGGGCGUGCAGAUGGCGCAGCAGGGCGUGCAGAUCGCGCAGCAGGCCGCGCAGGCCGGCAUGGAGGUGGGCGCGCAGAUGGCGCAGCAGGCCGCGCAGCAGGGCGUCGAAGCCGCCCUCCAAGUGGCGCAGGCCGGGCAGCAGCUGGCGCAGGCGGGCGUGCAGGCCGGCAUGGAGGUGGUGAAGCAGGGCGUGCAGGCCGCGCAGCUCGGAGCGGAAAUGGCCCAGGCGGGCGUGCAGCAGGCCAUCGAGGUCGGCAGCCAGGUCGCGCAGGCGGGCGUGCAGGCCGGCGUGGGCGCUGUGCAGCAGGCCGCUGAGGUCGGGGGGCAGCUGGCGCAGGCGGGCGUGCAGGCCGCGCAGACGGGUAUCUCUGCCGGAGCGCAGGCGGCAGGAGCAGCAGCUCAGGGAGCUAUUAGUGCCGCCACCAACGCAGCCAAG
This is a messenger RNA of Gryllus bimaculatus (two-spotted cricket), 1131 nucleotides long. Lineage: Eukaryota; Metazoa; Arthropoda; Insecta; Orthoptera; Gryllidae. The record is from the annotation of a GenBank genome assembly.